AUGGCUUUCCACGCAAAGAGGCUCUCUGGGGGUCUCUUUCGCUUCUCAGCUGCAGCAGCAGCAGCAGGAGGGCCCUUGAGGCUGGGGGUGCAGUCGCAGCAAGUGUGCCAUGGGCCUGCAGCAGCUGCAGCAGCGCCUGCAGCAGCUGCAGCAGUACCAACAGCAGCAGCAGCAGCAGCGCCGGCUGGCGAAGGCUUUCCACGGCCUCCAGCUCGAGCCCAAGCAUCUUUCAGGGUACUUUCCUUCUGUGCACACCGACUGAGGGCUCUUGCUGCACCGGGGAUGCCAGCGCUAGCCAGCAGCAGCAGGAUGGGCGGCAGCAGCCUCAGCAGCAGCAACAGCAACUGCUGCUGCUGCUGCUGCUGCUGCGGGUCUGUGCGUCAGUUUGCUUCGCGCCGCAGCCGCCGCAUGACUUCAUUUUGGGACCGCGAGUUUUUGGCCCACGACCUGGAGACAGAAAUUGAGAAGGUGGAAGAGGCGGAGCAGCAACACGCAGCCUUGACAGGCCGUCGUCCGCCGUCUCUGUGGGAUUCAGAAGAAGUCAAGGAAGAGUUCGCCCGCUCUGUGGGCCGCCGCAGAGCCCCCGCGCGCCCCACCCACCUGGAGGAGCCGCAGACGCCGGCGAGUGAAGCUGCUGCUGCUGCCGCUGCUGCUGCUGCUGCUGCUGAGGAGGAGGACAGAGGGGAGCCCUCGAUGGACUUUCCGGAGAAGAAGGACCCCACUGCGGGGCUUUUUGACUAUUCGUGUCUCCGCGGAAAAAGCGAAUACCGCGAACUGACCCACGAAGAGGCCGCGCGCAUGCACGAGGCUUACCAGCAAAAGCUGCUGCUGGACCGAAGAGUCCGUUGGCUCAAGUCCAGGGCGCUCCCCGACCCCGACAGAGACGCCGCCGCCAUUCUCAAGGCCCACGCGCAAGACCAGACCGAAGACGCCCUCAUCGAGUCGCUGGGCCUGGGCGACGGCGUGAGAGCAGCGCGACACCUCGUGAGGAUGGAAGCCGAUGCGGAAAGACAGGAGCUGGCCUCUCGCAUCCGAGCGAAGAUGCGGGAGGAGAAACUCGCAAAUGCGAGGCUCAUGAAGGCCCCCUUGCCCAAUGUCCAAGGCCAAAUCGUCGACCCCAUCAAGUUCCACGUGGCCCGCAGAACUGUCCGCCAGGCGCGCCUUCUGCAGUCGCAGCUUGAAGAAUUCCUUACGUGGAACUCCGCGGAAGUCCUCCACGGAAUGCUGGGGGGGGCUUCGGUUUCAAUUCACCAUGUCGAACAACAAACCACAAGGUCAACAUGCUAUGUGUUUUUCACUGUGGUGUCAAGACACGACCCCAAGGACGUGGAAGAGAGACUGAACCGUGCAGCGCCACACUUAAGGAUGCAAAUGGCGAGGCGUUUAGAACUUGGCUACACUCCUGCAUUCCGUUUCAUUCAUGCAGAUGAAGAGCUGAACAAGCACAGCCUUUUCAAGCUAAUUUCAAACCCCUCCCCACGUACUGGCAUUUCAAAACAGCAGAAACAGCAAACCAUUGCCAAGGCGUGGGGAGCAACAAUGAAUCGGACUGGCUAA
Messenger RNA from Eimeria tenella, 1557 nucleotides. RefSeq lists its product as uncharacterized. The transcript is spliced from 6 exons. NCBI's taxonomy places the organism in Eukaryota, Apicomplexa, Conoidasida, Eucoccidiorida, Eimeriidae. Bases 1 to 1557 code for a protein of 518 amino acids. Gene Ontology annotation, biological process: rRNA processing. The record is from RefSeq and is a predicted model, not a curated record.